UAUAAUCCGAUGAUUUGGAAGAUACACAACAUUUUAUUUUGAUUCAUUCAUCAAUGGAUCCAAAUAUGAACUCAAUGUUCUCCAACGAAACCACCACCUCCUCCUCCAUAGACCCAAUGUUCUCAACCUUCAGUCUCCAAUCACUCCUCACAUUCAACCCUUCCUUCUUCACCGACGCUACUUUCCACACUUUAACCGAUUAUCCUCCACUCCCUAACCUCCCUCAAUCCACCACCGACCAAACUCCAAACCUCAACAACAACAACAACAACAACAAAAAACAUCUCCUAGUUAUUCCAAAAACAGAACACCCUAUGAACAUCAAUCAUCUUCCUUCAAUAGAACAACUUCUCCCACUUCAACAAAACCAACAACAACCAUUCCAUUUCUUCCCUAAUAAUUACUAUCAACCCUUUCAAUCUUUUCACUCUCUCCCUCAACUCCGUUCACCGGAACCCACUUUCUCCGACACAAAACGUCCCCGUCUUAAUCUCACACCGGAAACCACUCCACCACCCUCUUCAGUUCGAGGAAAAUCUCCCUUGAUUCCUCAGAGCAACUUAGCCAGACAAAGAAGACAAAAGCUAAGCGAGAAAACGCGUUGUUUGCAGAAACUAAUGCCAUGGGAUAAGAAAAUGGAUCAAGCUACUCUUUUAGAAGAAGCUUAUAAAUAUGUUAAGUUUUUGCAGGCACAGUUCUCUGUUCUUCAAUCAAUGCCUUCUCACACAACCAACAACUAUGGUUCCGGCGCCGGCGCCGGCGGUGGUGGUGUUUUUGCUGACUUGGAAAAGCUUAACAGAAACCAAGUGUUGCAGGUUCUUGUGAACUCACCGGUUGCACAGACGAAGCUUUAUUCACAAGGUCACUGUGUUUUCUCCAUGGAACAAUUUUCUCUGCUCAGAAAAUUAUCAGAGAAUAGACAACAACAACAGAAUAUGUCUGAGCAUGAUUCUUCCAGAACUUUCUUUCACUGAGGAGAAACGAAACGACACCGUUUGCUACUUUUAUUUUUUUGGUUUUCAUGCUUACUCUCUGUUUCUGUCAAAGCUCUCUAAUGAUUUUCUUAUUUUUUUUUUUUUUAGGAAAAAAAACUUUUCUGCUUGGCAUUGUGUUCUACUUAUGGUUAAGUGUAUUUAA
Cicer arietinum (chickpea) is the source of this 1137-nucleotide messenger RNA. RefSeq lists its product as uncharacterized. Gene Ontology annotation, molecular function: DNA-binding transcription factor activity; protein dimerization activity. Gene Ontology annotation, biological process: regulation of DNA-templated transcription. NCBI's taxonomy places the organism in Eukaryota, Viridiplantae, Streptophyta, Magnoliopsida, Fabales, Fabaceae. The record is from RefSeq and is a predicted model, not a curated record.